AUGGCUCCGGAUACAGAAGACUGUGCCAAGGAGAAACGUUCGAGGGCUUCUCACAGAGGCCAACUGACAAAAUUAUUCACCAGAUUUGACGAAGUGUACGCGACAGGAGACGCAGACGAAGUAUCGAUCGUGUUGGAACUAAUUGACAAUAAAAUCAAACUGCUUGAGACAUUAGACAAGAACAUUCUUACAUUAGUCGAGGAUACAUUGUAUGAAGCCACCAUCGAGGAAGCAGAUGACUACCUCAUUAACGUACGCCACCAAUACGGCAGAUACCUACGGAAACGAAACAAACUCACAACGCAUGAUACGUCAACUGGACCCACCGCUACUACGUCACCAAGUAAGUCACGCUCAUAUCGUCUCCCCAAACUUACGAUCACCAAAUUCAACGGGAAUGUGCUGCUGUGGCAGACAUUCGAAGAUGACUUUAACUCCGCUAUUGGCACGAACGAUACACUCACGCCAAUUGAGAAAUUCCAGUUUCUACGCGCCCAACUUGAGGGCGAGGCAUACUCAACUAUCGCCGGAUUGCCGCUGACUGACGCCAAUUACAGGCAUGCAUUCCAGCUUCUGAAAGAACGCUAUGGUGAAAAACAGAGGAUCAUAAGCGCCUACAUGCAAGCCCUAUGGCAACUUCCGAGGACGUCAUCAGACGUCACUGGCCUACGCUCAUUCAUGGACAAACUCGAAACGUACGUCCGAGGGUUAACAGCCCUUGGAAAGGCCGAAUCAUCGUAUCAGGAACUGUUAGUACCUAUGUUAUUGGACAAGAUUCACAGGGACAUCCGCCAACAGAUUACACGAUCACACGGGAUCGCCGAGUUUACACUUCAGGAAUUACGGGAAACCUUACGAAAGGAAUUACGUGCUAUGGAAGCAGGGGAUUCGAACGUCACACUGGAUUGCAAUACGUUUUCUACUUCGGAUUACGCAAUGCCUUUCUCUAGCGAGACCAACGCCACCGCCGCCUUUCACACUAACGCGAAAAGGAAUACUCAUCAUCGUGGAAGAUUCAGUACCACCCCCGUCGCUAAUAAACCAAAAUGUGCCUGGUGUAAAGGAGAUCAUUAUCAUACCGAGUGUGUUGUCGUUUCGGAUGUAAAUAAGCGAUAUGAUAUUGCGAAACGUGAGAAUAUCUGUUUCAAUUGCCUCGGUGCCCACCGCGUAAACGAAUGUCGCUCAAGGAAGUCUUGCAAAAACUGUCAUAAAAGACACCAUACCGCUCUAUGCUCCGGAACAACCGGUGGAUACAACGAAUCACGCAAAAACACGUCAAUCAAACCCAAGGAAAAAACUCGAAGCGACGAUAUUUCGAAGGGAAAGGGUGAAGAAGCGCACCAGGAGAAAGUAGUUCCCACAGAUCAUCACGCCAAGCUCGCCCACGCCGCCAGGAUGAGCCCAAUCCUGUUGAAAACAGCGAAAGCAGAUGUUUCCAAUCAGCGAGAUCAACAGAUCAACGCAACCAUCCUGUUUGAUGAAGGUGCAACUAGGACGUUCAUCACAAAACACUUAGCGGACAGGAUACAACUCGAGACCGCCCGCCACGAAACCAUAAACCUAGCUGUUUUCGGAAAUGAAUCAUCGCAAUCGCAAACCUUUGAUGUCGUCAAUUUCGCCGUUAUCACACCCAAAGGUCAGGCAAUUGAGCUCUCUGCACUUAUCGUACCCCAGAUUUCAACUCCAUUCCAGAAUCUCAUAACACGUGACCUGUCUAGACUGCCAUACCUCCGUAAUCUGACAUUGGCCCAUCCUCCAUCUGACGAAGCGUCUUUCAACAUCUCGAUUCUGAUUGGUGCCGACCAUUACUGGGACUUAGUCGAGGAUCACGUGGUACGUGGAUCAGGCCCCACAGCCGUCUCAUCCAAAUUAGGAUACCUACUAUCAGGUCCCGCCCUUCCAACCGAUUACAUCAACAAGGUUUCAGCCUUCCAUCUCUUCACGCAACCUGCAGCACCACUUGAUGUUGAUGACUUACCUCGCCUGUGGGACCUGGAUGCUAUUGGUAUCGAAGAUCCAGGCCAGCCACCCGACCCUGACAUCACCAACUUGAAAGAUUUCCAGCAGUACAUCCGGAAAGCUCCAAAUGAACCGGGCUACGUAGCUAAGUUACCUUGGAAGUUAGAUCAUCAACCCUUGCCGACCAAUUAUGCCAAUACAUGUCAACGAACGAGAACAAUGAUUAGGAAGUUGUCAGAUGAAAACAGGGCCAUCUAUCACCGCAUCAUCACGGAUCAGGAUACUCGUAGAUUCAUCGAACGUGUUACUGAAGAUGAUCCAAACGCCGGACAUUACCUCCCUCACAGAUCAGUGAAGAAGGACUCAAUCACUACUCCAAUUAGGAUUGUGUAUGAUUGUAGCGCUAAAGCAAACAAAACCUCGCCCAGUCUCAAUGAUUGUUUACAAAAGGGUCCGCCAUUACUCAACGAUCUAGUUGGAAUGUUGAUCAGAUUCCGCACUCAUGAAACCGCCUUUGUCAGUGACAUUGAGAAAGCCUUUUUAAACAUCACCCUCGAUGAAGGAGACCGCAAUUUCACCAAAUUCCUAUGGUUAGAAGACCCUGACGAUCCUGAAAGCAACUUCAUCGUCUACAGAUUCAGUUCUGUCCUAUUUGGAUCUGUCAGCAGUCCAGCACUAUUGAACGCCGUUGUCCGCACACAUCUGGACCAAUAUCAAACAGAUGUAGCUAAUGAUCUAAAAGAGAACAUUUACGUUGAUAAUGUCGCAUCGGGGACAUUACCCGAGCAAGCUAUUGCCUACUAUGAGGAAGCAAACGAUAUGCUAGACACCGCCGGUUUCACCCUACGAUCUUGGGCAUCCAAUAAUGCCGAACUACGCGCCUUAGCUCGUCGAGACGGACUAUUGCUGAAAGAGGAAACCGUACCCAUCCUUGGCAUGAAAUGGAAUACGACUGAGGACAGUAUCUCCUUCAAACAGUAUCAGAUCAGUACAAAAUCCGCCACGAAACGUGAAAUACUCAAACACGUGUCAAGUGUUUAUGAUCCGUUGGGGUAUUUGGCCCCAGUUCAGAUUCGCGCAAAAAUCCUAUUACAGGAAUUAUGGAAGUGUAAAGUAGAUUGGGACGAGCCACUUCCGUCUUAUCUGCAGACCACCUGGGAUGAUCUUCAACGAGAUUUUGACAUUGCAACAAGGAUUAACAUCCCGCGCCGAUACAUCCCAAACAUGCCAACUGGAGACUGCGAAUUACACUGCUUUGCGGACGCAAGCCUCAGCAGGGGAUAUGGUGCCGCGGUCUACUUGAAAAUCGGGAACAAGACAUCGCUCGUGAUGACCAAGUCACGCGUUGCCCCAACUCGUCCACUCACAAUUCCUCGCAUGGAAUUAAUGGCUGCAGUGUUAGGAACCCGUCUAACAAGCUUCAUCAAACAUCAACUACACUUCAAUGUUACGAAAUGCGUCCUAUGGUCCGAUAGUCAGAUUGUUCUUAGCUGGCUUAAAACUACCAAACAUCUUCCCACCUUCGUCCAGAAUCGCAUUACGGAAGUUAAAGCUGGCUGCUUCAUGAACUUUUCCUAUUGCCCAACACAUCAAAACCCGGCAGACCUGCUCACGCGAGGGAUUUCCGCUACAGCCCUAGCAACAUCGUAUCUCUGGUGGAAUGGACCGGAUUGGUUGGGACAUGGCGAAUGGCCUCUAGCCGCAUUAGCGAACGACACCGUGCUUCUUCAACACGAGGAUGACGAUUUAGAGGAUCCACCCGCCUCAGAUAACGACUCAAAAGACACGCCCAACAUAAUGAGAAUCAUGGAUAUCAAGCGAUUCAGAUCCAUCACGCACCUCACGCGAGUUACCGCCUUAGUACUUAAAUUCACGAAACUCAUGAAGGGAGAUAAGGACAGUCGCGCGCCAAUCAAAGUUAAGGACCUCAUUCAAGCAGAAAACAUCUGGUUGCAAGCCCUUCAAAGUAACAUUUAUCAUCAAGAAAUACAAGCGAUUAAUGGCGUACGAGUCAGAGCUCCCCUAGUUCGACAACUCCGUCUGUUUUUGGACGAUAACGGGAUCCUGAGAGUUGGAGGGAGAUUGCAAAAUGCGCCACUGGAUUACGUAACCAAAUUUCCCGCACUCUUACCACGCGUUCAUGAUUUCACCAGACUCAUCGUUCAGCGCGCCCAUCGCAUCGUGCUUCAUUCGGGCAUACAGGCUACCACCACCAACAUUAGACACUCAUACUGGAUACCGCAAAUACGUAACGUAGUGAAAUCUGUACUUCGCAACUGCGUAAUCUGUAAGAAGCUUACAGGCAAGCCGUUCAGAUCACCGAUAUCUCCACCACUUCAGAGCUUCCGAGUGCAGGACGCUCCGCCUUUCGAGAUAACUGGCAUUGACUUUACCGGUCACCUCUUCGUGAUAACACCUACACAGGAGAAAAAGGUAUAUGUCUGUUUAUUUACCUGCGCCGUCACACGUGGCAUACAUCUGGAGAUUGUCAAUGAUAUGUCUACCAUUUCAUUUCUGAACGCAUUUCGCCGAUUCGCCGCCAGGAGAUCACUUCCGGCUAAAAUCAUUUCGGAUAACGCAACAACAUUUCUCUCAGCCGCGGAGGAAAUUAAGAGACUAGAACAAUAUAUGCAGAAUAACCAUGUGAUAUGGCACUUUAUUCCCAAACGCGCACCCUGGUUCGGGGGUUUCUGGGAACGUUUGAUAGGACUAACCAAACUCUCCCUUAAAAAGGUAUUGGGACGUGCCCGCGUAGAUUUGGAUGAAUUGAACACUAUUACCGCAGAAAUAGAAGCAACACUGAAUGAUAGGCCAAUCACUUAUGUUAGCGACGGGGAACCACUGACACCAGCUCAUCUCAUGCAUGGACGCCUGCUCAGAACCUUACCGGGCCAUCUAGAGGACGAAGAUGCAACCUUCCAAAUACGGGAGAAUACCGGACAACGAAAUCUCGAGAAACGUGCUCAACGUCUCAAUCAAGUAUUCGAACACUUCCGGCAACGGUGGCGCAAUGAGUAUCUUACCGCAAAGGCACUUGCAAAAUGUCAAAUACGCUCCGACUGA
Molecule: messenger RNA, 5022 nt
Organism: Lineus longissimus
Lineage: Eukaryota; Metazoa; Nemertea; Pilidiophora; Heteronemertea; Lineidae
Exons: 1
Coding region: 1-5022 (1673 amino acids)
Biological process (GO): DNA integration
Molecular function (GO): nucleic acid binding
Source: RefSeq, a predicted model, not a curated record